CAGAGAUCAAACCACACAAACGUUGAGUUGAACCAACCAACAUAUAAAAGUAAAAUGAAGAUCUAUAUAUUAGUCUAGUAAAUGUCCUUUUAAGUAGCACAUUAUUCCGACGAUGUUUUAAACGUUAGCAAAGUUAGGAAGUGCAUGAACGGACAUCGACAUGUCAACAUUAGAGAAGAGCAGAAAAGCAGAGGAACAUGAAUCAACAAACCUUCCCAUUUACCAGCACAGAGACAAACUCGUUCGGGCCGUUAAGGAAAACACGUUUCUGGCCGUAACGGGUGAAACUGGCAGCGGGAAGACCACUCAACUGCCGCAGUACUUAUAUAAAGCAGACUUUUGCAGGCAUGGCAGAAUUGGUGUGACUCAGCCCAGGAGAGUUGCGGCCAUCACUGUAGCCCAGAGGGUGUCUCAAGAGAUGGGUGUCAGGCUGGGUGAAGAGGUGGGAUACCAAGUGCGCUUUGAUGACUGCUCGACAAAGGACACUGUGAUUAAAUACAUGACAGAUGGGUGUAUGCUGAGGGAGAUUCUGGCAGACCCCAGUUUAAAACAAUACAGCAUUGUGAUCCUGGAUGAAGUCCACGAAAGGAGCUUGAACACUGAUGUUUUGCUUGGGUUACUCAAAAAGACUCUGUCAAAAGGGUACCAUGGGCGUAAAACACCCCUGAAAGUGGUUGUGAUGUCAGCAACAUUUGAAACGGAGAAGCUAAGCUCUUUUUACGGGCACUGUCCCGUUUACACCAUUCCUGGGCGUACCUAUCCGGUGAAGGAGAAAUUCUGCAAUCUGAUUGGUCCAAAAGACAAAGAUAGUACUGUCUAUGUCAAAGAGGUGGUGAAGGUGGCUUUAGAUGUGCAUUCAAAUGAGGCUGCUGGGGAUAUUCUGGUCUUUCUCACUGGACAGUCUGAAAUCGAGAAAGCCUGUGAUUUGCUCUUCGAGAAAGCUGAGAUCUUUGACUACCGUUAUGAUAUUCAUGACCGGUCAGUUGAGGGGCUUCUUGUUCUGCCUUUGUAUGGAUCCAUGCCAACAGAUCAGCAACGGCACAUCUUUCAGCCUGCACCAAAGGGUGUGAGAAAGUGUGUGGUUGCAACCAACAUUGCUGCAACUUCACUGACGAUUAACGGAAUCAAAUAUAUUGUUGACAGUGGAUUUGUAAAGCAGCUAAACCACAACUCAAGGGUUGGACUGGAUAUUCUAGAAGUGGUGCCUAUUUCAAAAAGCGAGGCUCAGCAGAGAGCGGGCCGGGCUGGAAGAACCUCUGCGGGAAAAUGCUUCCGAAUUUACAACAAGGAUUUCUGGGAUACAUGCAUGCCAGAGUACACCAUUCCAGAGAUUCAGCGCACCAGCCUUACAUCUGUUAUCCUAACGCUGAAAUGUCUUGGAGUUCAUGAUGUGAUUAGAUUUCCAUAUCUUGACUGUCCAGAGGAAAGGUUCAUCCUGACUGCUCUUAAGCAACUGUAUCAAUAUGAUGCUAUUGAUAGGAGAGGUGAAGUGACCAAGCUGGGGCGACUGAUGGUAGAGUUCCCCCUUCCUCCCAAUCUCACCCGUGCACUUCUCAAAGCUGCUGCUUUAGGGUGUGAAGAUGUCAUGCUGUCAGUAGCCGCCAUGCUCUCGGUGGAGAAUAUCUUCAUUCGACCAGGUAAACCUGACGGACAAAAGGAAGCUGAGAUCAGACAUAAAGAGAUAGCAGCUUGUGCAGGCGGCUCGAAUGAUUUCCUCAUGCUGCUCUGUGUUUUUGAGAAGUGCAGAGCAAGUGACAAUCCAUCCGCAUGGUGCAAAGAUCACUGGAUCCAUUGGCGAGCGGUCAAGUCUGCCUUCAGCGUCGAGACUCAGCUGAGGGAGAUCCUUUCACGUCUAAAGCAGAAGAAAGAUUUUCCACAUGAGACGUUUGAGGGCAGCAGGAGCGAGCUGUUGCGACAGUGUCUUUGUCUGGGUUACUUCACCAAUGUCGCCAGGAGAUCUUUCGGGAAAUCAUUCUGCACAAUGGAUGGACAUGGAUCCACUGUUCUCAUUCAUCCUUCAUCAUGUCUGUUUGGUCAGGAAUUGCAGUUGGACUGGAUCAUCUUCCACGAUGUGCUGGUCACCUCACGUGUGUAUGUGAGGACACUGUGUCCCAUCCGUUACGAGUGGGUGAAGGACCUGUUGCCAAAGCUGCAUGAAAUAGAUGUCUAUGAGCUGAGCAGUGUGGCGAGAGAGGAAGUUACUGAUGAAGAGAUGGCCCAGUGGGAAAAGAAAGAGGCAGCAAAACGACAAGCAGAGUCCAGUGAUGAUGCAGCAAAGAAACUGGAAAAGAGAAACGAUGAAAGCUCGGUCAAUGAGGCUCGUGCAAGAUACUUACAGCGAAAACAGAACCGGCCACAAAGAAAAGACACCUGAGAGGGAGUGAGACUGAUAUGAACACAAAUUGUGCAUCUGCUAGAUUUUUAUCUCUGAUUUCUAAACGUAAUCCCUGGUUUGUAGUCUCAGUGGUCCCCGGUGAAAUAUGAAAGACUCAAAAUCCAAGGAAGUCUAAAAUAAACGUAUUUUUAAGUCUAUUAGGUAUGUUAAUAAAUCGUGUUUUG
Messenger RNA from Triplophysa dalaica, 2559 nucleotides. It is a transcript of the gene dhx40, whose product is annotated as DEAH (Asp-Glu-Ala-His) box polypeptide 40. The transcript has 17 exons. Gene Ontology annotation, cellular component: intracellular anatomical structure. NCBI's taxonomy places the organism in Eukaryota, Metazoa, Chordata, Actinopteri, Cypriniformes, Nemacheilidae. Gene Ontology annotation, molecular function: RNA binding; ATP binding. Bases 161 to 2374 code for a protein of 737 amino acids. The record is from RefSeq and is a predicted model, not a curated record.